GUGCGCAGCCGUUCCGCGGAGGGACGAGGCACAGCCGCGGAACCGCCGCCAGAUUCGCUCUCAGUCCACGCCGCCUGUCGCGCCGGCCGUCGCGCCGCCCGCCUGCCCCGCGUCCGCCGCCGCCGCCGCCGCCGCCGCCGCCGCCAUGGGAGUGCAGGUGGAGACCAUCUCCCCCGGAGACGGGCGCACCUUCCCGAAGCGCGGCCAGACCUGCGUGGUGCACUACACGGGGAUGCUUGAAGAUGGAAAGAAAUUCGAUUCCUCCCGGGACAGAAACAAGCCCUUUAAGUUUGUGCUGGGUAAGCAGGAGGUGAUCCGAGGCUGGGAAGAAGGGGUUGCCCAGAUGAGCGUGGGUCAAAGAGCCAAGCUGACUAUCUCCCCAGACUAUGCCUAUGGCGCCACUGGGCACCCAGGCAUCAUCCCACCAAAUGCCACUCUCGUCUUUGAUGUGGAGCUUCUAAAACUGGAAUGACAGGAAUGGCCUCCUCCCUGAGCUCCCCAUUCUUGGAUGUGCCAUGGAAGGAUCUGGCGCCUCCAGAUGCGCACAGCGAGUCCGUACGGAGCUUUUCCUGAUGUUCCACUACACUCUUUGUAUAAACAUCUUCCCUGACUGAAUGUGUUCUGUCACCGGCUUUGCUCUUCCCCUUUCUCCUCGUAUGUGUGUUGACCUGAACUAUAUGCCAUAAACCUCAAGUUACCCAUUUUAGUUUGUUUUCGUUUUGGGGUGAAGAUUGAGUUUCAGUCCUUUGGAUCUAGGUUUCCAGUUAAGUACUAGUCAAGUAUUAACAGCACAAAUAAUGGGUUAACUUUAGAAUAGGAAUUGGUGUUGGGGGGAGUGCAAGAAUCUUUAUUUUAUUUUAUUUUUUUUUUGGAUGAAAGUUUUAUCUAUUAUAUAUUAAACAUUCUUGCUGCUGCGCUGCAAAGCCAUAGCAGAUUUGAGGCGCUUUUGAGGGCCGAAUUAUUCUCCAAGUUGAGAGAUGUCCUCGGGUUGAAUUAAAAGCCCUACCCAAAACUAAAGUGGGAAGGGGAGAGCCUUUGCCUCCACUGUCCCACUCCCACCCUCCCCUUAACCCUCUGCCUUUUGAAAGCAGAUCAUUUUCACUGAGAUGUUGGACACUACAGGUGUGUGUCACCAGGCCAGCAGGGACCUCUGAAGCCUUCUUCAUGGCCUGGCUUUUUUUUUUUUUUCCAUCCUGUGGUUUUUCUAAUGGAUAUUCAGGACUUUUGUAAUCUCAUAGCUAUCCAGGCUCCACUUCCUAAAUUUUAAGAACUUUAAUCGAAAGUUAAAUUGAAGGUGCUGUUUGUAGACACUUUAACACCCAUGAAAGCCCAGCCAUCAUGACAAAUCCUUGAGUGUUGUCUUAAGAAAAUGAUGCUGGUCAUCACAGCUUCAGCAUCUCCUGUUUUUUGAUGCUCAGCUCCCCCUGCUGAUCUCAGAGUUUCCUGGCUUCUCCUUCUUCCCUCUCACCCUCUGCUGUCCUGUGUAGUGAUUUGGUGAGAGAAAUUGCUGCCUACUCGCCCACCCCCACCCCACCCCCUGCACUACAUAUGAGUUUCAAGUUUUAUUAUUGCAAUAAAAGUGCUUUAUGCUGGCUUUUCUCA
Molecule: messenger RNA, 1602 nt
Organism: Mesoplodon densirostris (Blainville's beaked whale)
Lineage: Eukaryota; Metazoa; Chordata; Mammalia; Artiodactyla; Ziphiidae
Gene: FKBP1A
Product: FKBP prolyl isomerase 1A
Exons: 5
Coding region: 146-472 (108 amino acids)
Molecular function (GO): peptidyl-prolyl cis-trans isomerase activity
Source: RefSeq, a predicted model, not a curated record